CGCCCCCGCUCCGCCCCCGGAGCCGCAGCCCCGCCCGCCACCGCCGUCGCCAUGUUGUGGCUCCCGCAGCCGGCGCCGGGGACGCGCGCGGCCGAGCCCGGGGCCUGCCGCCGCCGCCGCCGCCGCUAGGUGGUGUUUGGACUGCGGACCAUGUGCCUAGGUAGCAGCCGUCCCUUCCUCCGCAGCUCUGCACCCCCAGCACGGCUCCCCACGCCCUCCUUCUGAGAGCCGCCCCCAGCCCUUGCCAGCGUCCAGCCAUGGGGGACAUGAAGACUCCAGAUUUCGAUGACCUCCUGGCUGCCUUUGACAUCCCAGACCCCACCAGCCUGGACGCCAAGGAGGCCAUCCAGACCCCCAGCGAGGACAAUGAGAACCCCCUCAAACCCCCGGGCCUGUGCAUGGAAGAGAGCGUGUCCUUGUCUCACGCGGGGUCCGCCUCUGACGUGCCGGCCGUGAGCGUCAUCGUCAAGAACACCAGCCGCCAGGAGUCGUUCGAGGCGGAGAAGGACCACCUCGCGCCCAGCCUCCUGCACAACGGGUUCCGGGGCGCGGACCUGCCCCCGGACGCCCACGGCUUGGGCCACAACUGCGGGAAGUUCGAUUCCGCCUUCAUGAAUGGAGACAGCGCCAGGAGCUUCCCGGGCAAGCUGGAGCCCUGCAAGUCGGAGCCGCUGCCGACCUUCAACGAGUUCAGCCCCAUCUCCAGCCCGGAGCCCGAGGACGGCAUCAAAGACAACGGGUUUGGGCUGAAGCCCAAGCACGCCGACAGCUACUUCCCGCCGCCGCCGCCCGGGUGCGGGCCCGUCGCGGGCCCAGUGCUGGAGGCCCUGGGGAAGUUUCCGGUCCCGGAGCUGCACAUGUUUGACCACUUCGGCAAGAAAGAGCCCAAGCCGGAGCCGCUGCCCCUGGGCGGUCAGCAGGAGCAGGAGCGAGCGGCACAGAAGGCAGGGGAGCCCCACAAGGAGCUGGACGCCGGCCGCUUCUUCGGGGAGGCUUUGGACUUCAACAGCCACCCCGGCAACAGCGUCGUGGAGCCCAAGGGGCUGGCGGCUGAGCUGGGGUCCUGCUCGUCCGUCCCCCCGAGGCAGCGCCUGAAGCCGGCUCACUCCAAGCUGUCCUCCUGCGUCGCCGCCCUGGUGGCCCUGCAGGCCAAACGCGUCGCCAGUGUCGCCAGGGAGGACCAGCCUCCUGGCCACACCAAGGAUCCCUCAGGGCCCACGAGAGAGGGCUCCAAGGGCAGCCCCAAAAUGCCCAAGUCACCAAAGAGCCCCCGGAGCCCCCUGGAGGCCACGCGGAAAAGCGCCAAGCCGUCGGACAGCCCGCGGAGCAUCUGCAGCGACAGCAGCAGCAGGGGCUCCCCCUCGGUGGCCGCCAGCUCCCCGCCAGCCAUCCCCAAAGUCAGAAUCAAAACCAUCAAGACAUCGUCCGGGCAGAUCAAGCGGACCGUCACCCGGAUCCUGCCGGACCCCGAUGACCCCAGUAAGUCACCGGUGGGGUCGCCUCUGGGGAGCGCGGCUGCCGAGGCCCCCAGCGAGGCGCCCGAGGAGGAGGCCAGCGCCCUGCCAGCCGCGGAGCACUCUCCGGAGGGGGCCGCACGCGCAGGGAGCCCCCAGGGCGACAGGAAGGGGGCCGAGAGCGCGCCCAAGGCCAGCGAACCUGCGUCUCCCGGCGGUAGCUCCGCGUCCCGGGUCCCGGCGGCGGCGGCGGCGGCGGCCCCCGGCUCGCAGGCGGGCAAGAAGCCGCAGCAGAGCGCCGGACUGCCGGCGGCGGCCCCGGCCUCUGCCAACCUGCUGCCCAAGGCCGUGCACCUGGCCAACCUGAACCUGGUCCCCCACAGCGUGGCCGCCUCCGUCACGGCCAAGUCCUCCGCGCAGAGGCGGAGCCAGCCCCAGCCCACGCAGAUGUCCGUGCCCCUGGUGCACCAGGUGAAGAAGGCCGCCCCGCUGGUCGUGGAGGUCUUCAACAAGGUCCUCCACAGCUCCAACCCCGUGCCCCUCUACGCGCCAAAUCUCAGCCCGCCGGCCGACAGCAGGAUCCACGUGCCUGCCAGCGGGUACUGCUGCCUGGAGUGCGGCGACGCGUUCGCCUUGGAGAAGAGCCUCAGCCAGCACUACGGCCGGCGCAGCGUGCACAUCGAGGUGCUGUGCACGCUCUGCUCGCAGACGCUGGUCUUCUUCAACAAGUGCAGCCUGCUGCGGCACGCGCGCGACCACAAGAGCAAGGGGCUGGUCAUGCAGUGCUCGCAGCUGCUGGUGAAGCCCAUCUCCGCGGACCAGAUGUUCGCGGCGGCCGCCCCCGCGAACUCCUCCUCCGCCGCCGCCGCCGCCGCCGCCCCCGCGGUGCCGGCCCCCGCGCCCGCGCCCCCGCCCUCCCCCAAACACGGCCCCACCAUUCCCGCGCUGCCGCUCUACCCGGACCCCGUGAGGCUCAUCCGGCACGGGGUCAAGUGUCUGGAAUGUCACAAGCAGAUACGCGACCACACGGUCAUGGCUGCGCAUUUCCAGAGGAUGUCGGAGGAGACCGAGGGGCUGACGUGCCCGGUGUGCCAGAUGCUGCUGCCCAACCAGUGCAGUUUCUGCGCGCACCAGCGGACCCACACACACAAGUCCCCCUACUGCUGCCCGGAGUGCGGGGCCCUGUGCCGCUCGGCCUACUUCCAGACCCACGUGAAGGAGAACUGCCUGCACUACGCCCGCAAGGUGGGCUACAGGUGCAUCCACUGCGGGGUUGUCCACCUGACCUUGGCCUUGCUGAAAAGCCACAUCCAGGAGAAACACUGCCAGGUUUUCCACAAAUGUGCUUUCUGCCCCAUGGCCUUCAAGACUGCCAGCAGCACCGCGGACCACAGCGCCACCGAGCACCCCACCCAGCCCCCUAAACCCUCCCAGCUCAUGUACAAGUGCUCCUGCGAGAUGGUCUUCCACAAGAAGAGGCAGAUCCAGCAGCAUUUUUACCAGGACGCCAGCAAGGCGCAGGUGGGCGUCUUCAAGUGCCCCGAGUGUCCGCUCCUGUUCCUGCAGAAGCCGGAGCUGAUGCAGCACGUCAAGAGCGUCCACGGGGUCCCCCGCAACGUGGAGGAGCUGUCGAGCCUCCAGUCCUCGGCUGACACGGCCUCCUCCGGCCGCCCCGGUUCCCGAGUUCCCACCGAGCCCCCGCCGACCGGCGUGGCUGCCCGGGGUAGCUCGCUGCCGUCGGGCCGCUGGGGCAGGUCCGAGGCCCAUCGCAGGGCAGAGGGCAAGCCCCGGCUGAGGAGCACAGGCUGGACCUGCCAGGAGUGCCAGGAGUGGGUGCCCGACCGGGAGAGCUACGUGUCCCACAUGAAAAAGAGCCACGGUCGGGCGCUGAAGCGGUACCCGUGCCGGCAGUGCGAGCAGUCCUUCCACACGCCCAGCAGCCUGCGCAAACACAUCCGCAACAACCACGACACCGUCAGGAAGGUCUACACGUGCGGGUACUGCACGGAGGACAGCCCCAGCUUUCCUCGGCCCUCCCUCCUGGAGAGCCACAUCAGCCUUAUGCAUGGAAUCAGAAACCCCGACUUGAGCCAGACGUCCAGCAUCAGACCUCCGGGCGGGCACUCCCCUCAGGUGAACCAUCUGAAGAGACGGGUCAGCGGGGCAGCGGACGCUCCGGGCACCAGCAACGGCGUGACCGUCUCCUCCGUCAAGAGGCACAAGUCCCUUUUCCAGUGUGCGAAAUGCAGCUUUGCCACGGACUCGGGGCUCGAGUUCCAGAGCCACAUACCUCAGCACCAGACGGACAGCUCCACGGCCCAGUGCCCGCUCUGCGCCUUGUGCUACACCUCCGCUGGCUCCCUGGGCCGCCACCUCUUCAUCGUCCACAAGGUGAGAGAGCAGGAGGACGACGAGGAGGAGGCCGCGGAGGAGGCGGAGCCGGAGGAGGGCUCCGGGGAGGAGGUGUCCAUGGACGCCAGGGAGAACGGACUGGAAGAAUGUACUGGCGAGCUUUCGUCAGGUGACCCAGAGGCCCGAAGAUCGCCAGGCCCGGCCCCCGAGGAGGACGGUGCCCGGGAGGCUCAGAGUCAGCCACAGGCCUCCCGGGAUCAGGACAGCCACGCGCCGUCCCCGCAGGCGUGACCGGAGGCUCGCGGUGCGUGCGGUCGGGUGUGCUGUGGCGUGCCGCUCCGGCCGUGCGGACCGGGACGUGGGGGAGACCAGCUGCUCUGCCCGGUGUGAGUGUGGCAGAGGGGCGGGGCCCUGGGGUGGUGCCCGCCCCCCGAGCUGCAGGGAGCCGGGUGCGCCCCGGCCCCAGGAGGUGUGGGCUGCCCCGGAAGCUCCCAGAUCUGAAUUUACUUCUGUUAUUUAUGGCUUUGUGCUGCUUCCCGGAACCCUGACUCUCGUCCGUGUCCUUCCAGCCCCGGCGCUGCCCGCUCCGCUUGAAACCGCUCAGCGGCCGCGCUCUUCGGGGAGGCUCCCCACCUGCUGCCGGCAACCGGGGGCCCCAACGAGCUGUCUGGGAGGCCAGAGCCUGAGGAGGGGGGGA
Messenger RNA from Phyllostomus hastatus (greater spear-nosed bat), 4503 nucleotides. It is a transcript of the gene ZNF592, whose product is annotated as zinc finger protein 592. Bases 258 to 4097 code for a protein of 1279 amino acids. Lineage: Eukaryota; Metazoa; Chordata; Mammalia; Chiroptera; Phyllostomidae. The record is from RefSeq and is a predicted model, not a curated record. The transcript is spliced from 10 exons.